Molecule: messenger RNA, 1551 nt
Organism: Cicer arietinum (chickpea)
Lineage: Eukaryota; Viridiplantae; Streptophyta; Magnoliopsida; Fabales; Fabaceae
Product: E3 ubiquitin-protein ligase RSL1-like
Biological process (GO): protein ubiquitination
Molecular function (GO): zinc ion binding; ubiquitin-protein transferase activity
Source: RefSeq, a predicted model, not a curated record
GUAAUACACGAGAGUGAGUGAGGAAUCUUUCAUGGUAAGUAAAGUAGCAGUGUAUACUCAGUCACAAUUCACUAACAACCCUUCAAUUUCUACUUUUUGUGAAAACACCUGAAAUCUUAAUUCAAUUCAAUUGAAAUUGAAUUCCAAUGAGUGUCAACACGACGGCGACGACAACAACAAGAGGCGGCGCUCCUCCGUCAACGGCUGAGAUUAUCGACGUCGAAUCAUUUCACUUCUCUCGUCGCACAAAAAACAACACCUCCAUCUCCGCCGCCAUCGUUCUUUCUGACACAGAAGACGAUGAUGACGUUAGAAUCCUCAAUUUCAUUCCCAAAAAUAUCCCUUUCAAAAAACGAAAAAGAAUUGAAAAAGGAGAGUCUUCAAAUUCAAAUUCAAAUUCCGUACCGUUCAUUUGCGAAAUAUGCACGGAAACUAAAACCACUCACGACGCUUUCUUCAUCGGUGGUUGUUCCCAUGCUUAUUGCUCCGAUUGUGUUGCUAUGUACGUUGCUUCCAAGCUCGAAGAAAACGUGAUCAACGUUCGGUGUCCUGUUUCCGGUUGCAGUGGUUUAUUGGAAGCUGAGGAUUGCCGUUCGAUUCUCCCGGCGGAGGUUUUUGAUCGGUGGGGGAAGGCGUCGUGCGAGGCGUUGUUUGAUGUUUCGGAGAAAUUCUACUGUCCUUUUGCAGACUGUUCUGCGCUUUUGAUUAAUGAUGGGACGGAGACUGUGGAGCAAUCGGAGUGUCCGAAUUGUGAGAGAAUGUUUUGUGCAAAAUGUAAGGUUGCAUGGCAUGAAGGAAUCGAAUGUAGCGAAUUUGAGAAGCUGAAUUCGGAUGAGAGGGAGAAAGAAGAUGUUAUGUUGAUGCGUCUUGCGAAGGAUAUGAAAUGGAGAAGAUGUCCCAAUUGUAGGUUUUAUGUUGCCAAAUCGGAGGGUUGCUUGUACAUGAAAUGCAGGUUCUUCUCUUUGAUUACUAGUCAUACCAUUCUUUAUUAGCACUCACGCUUCAAUUUAAAGGUGUGGAGUUGCCUUCUGUUACAAUUGUGGAGUUCGUUCCACGAAUAGCAGCCAUUAUUGCAGCAAUUGUAACCGCUAACGACACUUGACUAUGUUAUUAUGUUUUAUAAAUUAAACCUAUGAUCUAAUUCUUAUCGUGAGUAGUAACUCUUUUAUUUUAUGCAUUAUAAAGGUUACAACUGUUUAGAACUUUUUGUAAAUAUUAAAACAAUGUUUCCAUCUUUAUCCGUAAGAGUUAUGAGUGCAUAAUUCCCUUUGUAUCUUUGGAUGCAACUAUGAAGUAAAUGAUGUCAUUCCAAGACUGAUAUCCUUAUAAACAAGGUCUCACCAAUAACUAAUAAGGAAGCUACAUUCUGUAUGCUUGUGUGAUGCUAUUUUUUCUCUGAUUUCGUGCUUGAAAUGCCUGGAAAGAAUCAAGUUGUUAUUGUGGAAAGGUUUGCUGUCGAAUGUUAGAAGGGAUCUUUAUCACUGAUUGUGUAGAUCCAAUGUUAGAAGGGAUCUUUAUCACUUGAAUCAAAAUUUGAUAGUUAUUUUGCAA